AUGGCGGACUCCGACAAUGAUUCCGGCGGUCCACACGGUGGCGGAUCGAGCGCUCACGGCAGCGAGAUGUCACCGAGAGAACAAGACCGUUUCCUUCCGAUAGCAAACGUAAGCAGGAUCAUGAAGAAGGCACUUCCAGCGAACGCGAAGAUCUCAAAAGACGCAAAAGAAACAGUUCAGGAGUGCGUUUCGGAGUUCAUCAGCUUCAUCACCGGCGAAGCCUCCGACAAAUGCCAGCGCGAGAAGCGGAAGACGAUUAACGGCGACGAUUUGCUGUGGGCGAUGACCACGCUCGGGUUUGAAGAAUACGUGGAGCCUCUCAAAGGUUAUCUUCAGAGGUUUAGGGAGAUGGAAGGAGAGAAGACGGUGGUGGCGCGUGACAAGGACGCGCCUCAAGGUUCUAAUAGUGUUAACAACAGUUCGUUUGAGAGUGGUGGUAAUUAUGGUGCGGGAAUGAUGAUGCAUCAAGGACACGUGUAUGGUUCUGGUGGAUUUCAUCAAGUUAUGGGUAAGGGUGGGCCUGGCUAUCCUGGGCCUGGGCCUGGACCUAAUUCUGGUAGGCCCAAAUAG
Molecule: messenger RNA, 570 nt
Organism: Vicia faba (fava bean)
Lineage: Eukaryota; Viridiplantae; Streptophyta; Magnoliopsida; Fabales; Fabaceae
Source: the annotation of a GenBank genome assembly